Messenger RNA from Cydia pomonella (codling moth), 2081 nucleotides. RefSeq lists its product as uncharacterized. The coding region runs from base 1039 to 1941 and encodes 300 amino acids. The transcript is spliced from 5 exons. NCBI's taxonomy places the organism in Eukaryota, Metazoa, Arthropoda, Insecta, Lepidoptera, Tortricidae. The record is from RefSeq and is a predicted model, not a curated record.
CAAUUACUAAGACCGCGGCGACGCGAUCUGUUGGCGGUGCCGGCGGCGCGCACCGUGUCGCGCAUGAAUUCUCCAUUGCUUCGCUCUCUCUCACAAUUGAAUGCGCUCUUGACAUUAGCACCGGAGUGCGACUUGAUUGCGUGGCGAUGGGCGGCUGUGAGAAGGGAAUGCCUGAGAUUCUGUGAGAUGAUGGAUGCUAGGCCCUCAACUGUUGUUGUGUAGUUUUACGCUGUUAAUUUAUAUAAUUUCAUGACGUAUUGGUUGCGACUGUAAUGUUAUGGAAAUAUGUUUGAAAUAAAUAAAAUAAAAUAGUAGUGCGACUGUGACAGUUGCGUUUUGUUCGCCACGGAGCGUGAACGAUAUGCACGUUGACUACGUGACCUGGUGCGAUAAUUAGCAGAUUAUAUUACUAUAAAGAAUAUUUAAAGGGCCAUACGCAUGUACUGUAAAACUUUGUACCAUACAUGUGCGAAUAGGUAAUUCGCAACUCGUGUCGAUUUAAAACACUUCCUACUAUUCGCACUUGUAUUAUAAUUUGUAUUUGUAACUUUUAGACCCAGAUGCUUAGUGCAGAAGCGCUGGUGGCCUAGCGGUAAGAGCGUGCGACUUGCAAUCGCUGGAAAUGGAGGUCGCGGGUUCAAACCCCGGCUCGUACCAAUGAGUUUUUCGGAACUUAUGUACGAAAUAUCAUUUGAUAUUUACCAGUCGCUUUUCGGUGAAGGAAAACAUCGUAAGGAAACCGGACUAAUCCUAACAAGGCCUAGUUUACCCUCCCGGGUUGGAAGGUCAGAUGGCAGUCGCUUUCGUAAAAACUAGUGCCUACGCCAAAUCUUGGGAUUAGUUGUCAAGCGGACCCCAGGCCCCCAUGAGCCGUGGCAAAAUGCCGGGACAACGCGAGGAAGAAGAAGAGACCCAGAUGCUUAGUGCUUUUACCAAGAUAAUUCAUCAAAACAAUAUUUUAAUCUAAUGUGUCUAUUUAGCGGAACAAGUUCAAUCUACGUAUACAAAUGAGCUCUAAUUAAUAAUCAAGCUAAUACAAUGAGCCAACCACAGACCGCUUACCCGCUAAUCAUCUAUAUGUUUCACUCGCAUAACUUAAACUCUCUUUAUGUCUCUUUAUUGUAUAGGGAUCCGCACGCCGCUCCGGUAUGCGAGCGGGACACUGAUGUAGACGUGCACUGCAUAAGCUUGUCUUUGUCAUUGAUGACCGCCACGACCGGUCUGGCCUUGUGGAUAGUGACCCUGCCUAUGAAGCUGAUGGUCCUGAGAUCGGAUCCCGUCAAUCCGCUUCCGUUCCCGGCGUGCAAAGCAAACGACAUUGACUGCCUCCGCCGCGGCUUCAGAACCUUCUUCUUCCUGAUGGAAUCUGGCCAUAUGGGUAUGCGGCCGAUCGACCCGGCCGUAGUGAACAGUGUGGCCGUGACCUUGCCAGAGCAGCACGUGUCAUUUCUGCUAAGGAGGGUCAACGUUACCGGGGCUAAGUGGACGAAGCUCGCAGAACGAAGAUUUCAUUUGCACAGUGGUAAAAGCGGGGCCAUUUUCAACAGUGACCUUCAUGUUGGAGCCGAGAUAAUCAUGAAAGUUGCGGAUAGGGUGGAGCCAUAUUCAUCCUACAUAACUAUGGACAUACAGGAGGUAGAAAGCAACAUUACCUACACCUGGGCUGGUACUAACGUGAACAACGAAGACUACAUCCUAAUCGGACCGGAGCGGAUCGCAGUGAGGAAUCGACGCACGCCUACGUAUUUCCUACAGCCGAUUAACAACAACUUCCUGGACAUGAACAUGAUCGAGGCUGGUCUCCAGGCGAAGACCUCAGUUCUGGACCAUUUCUCCAAUGAGAUUGUCACAGCAAUCAUGCAUUCUGUGGUGGAUAACUUUAGGCUCUUUGCAAGGAAAAUACCAGUCAAAUAUUAUUACCAGUACAGUUCUUUCAUUUAGUCUUAAGUAGCCAAUAGCUUUAUAGAAAGCAUUGUCUUGAGACAUUAAUUGUUUAAGGUUAAGGAAACAUGAAGAAAACUACAAUUUAAUUCAUUUUUAAUGCAAUAGCUCAAAUGAUUAAUAAAAGAAUUUAAAAACUU